AUGAGGUCACAGUUAAGGCUUCACGUGCUGUUCAGCGCCAUCCUCUCCAUCACCUCAACAGCCGCGAUAGACCCCAGCAACUCCCUAGUAUUGACACCAGGGCAAAUAGCAUCCAUCCCCACAUGGGACUUGCAGUCCUCCACGAAGGCGGGAAAAGAUCUGGAGACACUCUCUCGCCCUGGCGUCGACACCUCGGGAUGGAUUCACGUCAACGCGUCCAAGUGUACCCUGAUGGGCUGUCUGCUAGAAGCCGGCACCUACAACGACACCGAGUUAUUCUACUCUGACAACCUCCGAAAAGUCGACAGCAAACAGUUCGAAGUGCCCUGGCUGUAUCGACACGAAUUUGGACUGGAUCCUGAGGCUGGGAAAUACUUCCAUCUGAUCACGCAUGGAAUCACUUCUCGCGCCGACGUGUACCUGAACGGGAAGGAAGUUGCAGACAAGAAGACACAGGCUGGUGGUUAUGGAGGACACACGUACGAUAUUACUGAUCUGGUGGGCCAGAAAAAUGCCUUGCUCAUUCAGGCACAUCCGACGAGCUAUUAUUACGACUUCGCGCUAGGUUGGGUGGACUGGAAUCCAUGGCCUGCAGACAACGGCACCGGUGUAUGGAGAGAUGUGGAAGUCAAGCAGACGGGAUCCGUUGCUCUUGGGCCGCUACGCGUGGUAACCCAGCUCGGAACGCCUCUGGAAAGCUCGCCCGCAAACGUGACACUGCGAUCCAGGGCCCGUAAUCUGGAAAAGGCUGCAGUAACCAUCACUGUCGCCGGCACCAUUUCCCCGGAACGGUACCCCGGCCCGCCGAUUACUUGGUCCCAAAUCGUCACCCUUCCGCCCCUGUCAACCACAGACCUCUCCGUCUUUGUUUCCAACAACACGAUCUCCGACUUUGCCUCCGCGACAUUUGGCUUCCGCACCGUCACCUCCAAGCUCAACUCCUACAACGACACCACAUUCUACGUCAACGCCAAACCCUUCCAAGUUCUUGGCGCUGGUUACGCACCCGACAUGUUUCUCCGUUUCAAUCCCUCAAAGUUCGAAUCCGAGGCCCAAUACGUCCUCGACCUCGGCUUCAACACCAUCCGCCUCGAAGGAAAGAACGAGCACCCCGAGCUCUAUGAGAUUGCCGACCGACGGGGCAUCAUGAUCCUUGCUGGAUGGGAGUGCUGUGAUAAGUGGGAGGCAUGGAGUUACAACCAGGACCUGGCGGUGCCAACACCGGUAUGGAACGAGGAAGACUACGGGAUUGCCAAUGCGAGUAUGUUCCACGAGGCCGGCAUGCUUCAAACUCAUCCGAGUGUCCUUGGGUAUCUGAUUGGCAGCGACUAUUGGCCUGACGAAAAGGCGUCACCGAUGUAUAUGAACGCUCUCCAGAGCCAGGACUGGCAGACACCGGUGCUAGCGUCGGCUUCGAGGAGGGGAUUCCCUGCGUUCAUGGGCUCGCCGGGACUGAAGAUGGAAGGACCAUAUGACUGGGUGCCGCCCAACUACUGGUAUGAUAUUGAACCGAGUGCAAGUCGUCUCGGAGCGGCAUUUGGGUUUGGAUCAGAGUUGGGUGCGGGAGUUGGAACCCCAGACUUGUCCAGUCUGAAGAAGUUUCUCUCCCCGGCUGAUUUGAACGACCUGUGGAAGAACCCCAACAAAAACCUGUUCCACAUGUCCACUGAGACCUCCAGCUUUCACAACCGCAAGAUCUACAACGACGGCCUCUGGAAACGCUGGGGAGCUCCAACUUCUCUCGAGGACUAUGUCCAAAAGACGCAGAUCACCGACUACGAAGCCACCCGCGCUCAGUUCGAAGCCUACGCCGCCAACUGGAACUCCAAGCGGCCUGCCACCGGCCUGAUCUACUGGAUGCUGACCGGUGCCUUUCCGAGCUUGCACUGGUCCAUCUGGGACUACUACAUGCACCCGGCCGGCGCCUACUUUGGCGCCAAAGUGGGUAGUCGGAUCGAACAUGUGGCGUAUGACUAUGUCAAAAAGAGCGUGUUUCUUAUCAACAGGUCAUUGGACAAGGAAGGAGCAAGGAGUGUCGAGAUUCAAGUGGUGGAUACAACUGGCAAGACCUUGUUGAGUAACACGGUCAAGACAACGACAAAGCCGAACACAAGCAAGGAAAUCACUUCUCUGUCUUCCGCCCUGAAGAACAUCAAAGACGUCGUAUUUGUCCGUCUGGUCCUUUCCGAUCCCUCCUCCAAAGACACUCAGGUCCUGAGCCGCAACGUCUACUGGCUCUCCAAAACUAUCGACACUCUCGACUGGGACAACUCCGACUGGUUCUAUACGCCUGUCACCAAGUACAGCGACUACACGGCCUUGAACAAACUGGCGGCUGCGAACGUGAGUUUGGCAGCUCGGUCCCGUGGGCACGGUCCAAAGGGGCAUUCGGAAUCAGCAAUGCAGGUUACUUUAGAGAAUCACUCUUCCGUGCCGGCGUUCUUCAUUAGGCUCAACUUGGUGGACAAGGAUGGCAAAGACGUGUUGCCGGUAACUUGGGAUGAUAAUUACUUGACCCUGUGGCCGAGGGAGAAGAUUACGGUUAAGGUUAGGCCUUUUGGGGGGGCGGCGGAGCCGGCAGUCGUUCAAGUGGUUGGAAAGAAUGUCAAAGGCAGCACUGUGAGCAUUGCUUACUCUCUUGGAGAUUCUUACCCCUAA
Sordaria macrospora k-hell is the source of this 2658-nucleotide messenger RNA. The record is from RefSeq and is a predicted model, not a curated record. NCBI's taxonomy places the organism in Eukaryota, Fungi, Ascomycota, Sordariomycetes, Sordariales, Sordariaceae.